AUGGCAUCGAUCGAGAUCGGAGCGACAAACUGGCGCCGCGUCGAGGUUGGCCGCGUGCUCAAGCUCGAGAACGGCGGCCUGGCCGUUAUCGUCGAGAUUAUCGACCACAAGCGCGCUCUCGUCGACGGCCCGUCCACAGACGCCAAGCUCGCGACUCCCCGCGGCGUUGUCCAGCUCUCCCGUACUCUCCUCACCCCGAUCGUUAUCGAGAAGCUCCCCCGCGGCGCGCGGACGGGUGCCGUUAAGAAGGCGUGGGAGGCCGCCGGCGUCGAUGCCAAGUGGGCUGAGAGCAACUGGGCCAAGAAGCAGCUCCAGCAAGAGCGCCGCCAGUCACUCACCGACUUCGACCGCUUCAAGGUCAUGCGGUUGAAGAAGCAGAGGCGAUUCGAGGAGCGCAAGGCUCUGGCCAAGAUUAGGGCCUCGGCAUAA
Molecule: messenger RNA, 429 nt
Organism: Parathielavia appendiculata
Lineage: Eukaryota; Fungi; Ascomycota; Sordariomycetes; Sordariales; Chaetomiaceae
Exons: 2
Coding region: 1-429 (142 amino acids)
Biological process (GO): ribosomal large subunit biogenesis; translation
Cellular component (GO): ribosome; cytosolic large ribosomal subunit
Molecular function (GO): RNA binding; structural constituent of ribosome
Source: RefSeq, a predicted model, not a curated record